CGAUGAUCUCGCCCGCCUCCUACCUGCUCGCCGCGGCACAGCGCCUCGACACGCCCGCCGUGCCGUUCAAGCCGCUCUGCCUGGCGCUCAUUGGCACCGUGUACGCGCUCGAGCAGCUCCUCGCGCUGCGCCAGCUGCCGCUCUACAGCCGCACCGCGCCGCCCGCCGCGCUCGCCGCCCACGUCGACGCCGCCACGUUCGACAAGAGCCAGCGCUACGGCCGGCACAAGGCGCGCUAUGCGCUCCUCGUCGCCGCCGUCAACACGGCGCUGACGCUGGGCUUCGUGUGGGGCAACGUGUAUGCGUGGGCGUGGAGCACGGCGGCGACGGCGUGGGUGGGCACGCGCUGGGCCGGCCACGAGAUCGCCACGACGGCGCUCUUCAUCCCCAUCGUCUCGCUGCUGCGCGACAUUCCGACGCUGCCGCUGGCCUACUACCGCAACUUCCACCUCGAGGAGGCGCACGGCUUCAACAAGAUGACGCGCAAGACGUUUGCGCUCGACUGGUUGAAGGAGACGACGCUCGGCUUUGCCAUCAUGCUGCCCGUCAUCUCGGCGCUCAUUGCGCUGAUCCGCUGGGCGGGCGACAGCUUCGUCGCCUACACCGUCGCGUUCCUCUUCGCCUUCCAGAUCACCGCCAUGCUCCUCUACCCGACGCUCAUCCAGCCGCUGUUCAACACACUCGUGCCGCUGCCCGAGGGCGCGCUGCGCGAGCGCAUCGUCGCGCUCGCGUCGGCGCUCAAGUUCCCGCUCAGCAAGAUCUACGUCAUCGACGGCAGCACGCGCAGCAGCCACAGCAAUGCGUACUUCUACGGCGUCGUGCCAGGCGGCAACAAGCACAUCGUCAUCUUCGACACGCUCCUCGAGAAGUCGACGCCCGACGAGAUCGAGGCGGUGCUCGCACACGAGCUGGGACACUGGGCGCACUCCGACCCGCUCAAGCUGCUCCUGCUCAGCCAGGCGCAGAUCAUCUUCACCAUCUCGCUCUUCACGCUCGCGAUCCACAACCACGCGCUCUUCCGCGCGUUUGGCUUCAACGUCGCGCAGGGCGCGCACUUGCCCGUCGUCGUCGGCCUCGAGCUCUUCCAGCUCAUGCUGGCGCCAUGCGACGCGCUCAUCAAGUUCCUCGUCAACGCCUGCGUGCGCCGCAUGGAGUAUGCCGCCGAUGCCUUCGCGCAAGGCCUGCCGCGCCCGCCGCCGACGCCCAGCGGCAAGAAGAUCGCCGCGCCGCCGGCCGAGCCCGCUGCCGACGCCGCCGCAAAGAAGGACGGCUGGAAGGUGCCAGAGGGUCUCGCGCCCGACGCGGCCCAGGCCAAGAUGCCGUACGCAGCGCUGCUGAGCCGCGCGCUCAUCAAGCUGCACGUGCAAAACCUCUCGAGCAUGCACCACGAUGCGCUCUACUCGGCGUACCACUACUCGCACCCGACGCUCGCAGAGCGCCUGCGUGCGCUCGACGUACGCAAGAGCGAGUAGGCGCGCAGCGGAGAGGGCCCGUCCUCUGUGUGAGCGGCCGAGGCACGCAUACAACGGGCAUGCCAACGCGGUGCAUGCGUCCUGCGCGACCCGGAAUGAAUGCCGUGUGCCCAUCUGCGCGCGCUUCGCUCUGCCUCUGUCGGCGCGUUGUUUCUUAUCCACUGAGCAUUGCACCUGU
This is a messenger RNA of Tilletiopsis washingtonensis, 1650 nucleotides long. Its product is annotated as putative zinc metallo-protease. The record is from RefSeq and is a predicted model, not a curated record. Gene Ontology annotation, molecular function: metalloendopeptidase activity. Gene Ontology annotation, biological process: CAAX-box protein processing. Gene Ontology annotation, cellular component: endoplasmic reticulum membrane. The transcript has 8 exons. NCBI's taxonomy places the organism in Eukaryota, Fungi, Basidiomycota, Exobasidiomycetes, Entylomatales. The annotation marks the transcript as partial.